AUGAGCUUGGGUGACGCUCGAUUUGAUGCAAGCUAUGGUUACGUAUGGUACAACGACAAUGGUCCCUGGUCGACUCGCUUUACAGCCUGGCACAUUCCGGGUCUCUUGCAUCGAAACCAGGGAGAUGACGUUGCCAAUGCUCAGAAGGCAUUACGAAACCUCAUCAAUACUCAAAUGAGCGAAAACUAUACUUCGCCAUGGUAUGGCAAUUACAAGCUCGCUCCAGAUGAACCGAAUCCGACAUAUGUUGGAGAGCUGUACCCGCAGGAGAUCUACGCCACCUACGAUCCGAACUGGAGAGCUUUCAUUGGAUCGGCCAUGGUACAAGCAGUUGCUGAAUUUGAGCAUUUGCUCGAUCCACAACUCGUUCGGGACAUCGAACAGUCACUGGCAACUGCAGCAGUAGGAGAAAUGCGCCGCAAUGGCACGGCCCCGGACAACUUGAUCCUUGGGUACACGAACCCGCAACUCAUUGGUACUCUGAUGAUCGGAUGGGUUGGCGAGCGCUUGAACAACCACACUUUCAUCGAAGAGGCGAACGCUCGCGGUCAGGACCUUUUCGAGCUUUUCACUGCAAAUGGUAGUAACACCUUUGCCGAAUAUAAUUGCCCGACUUACUAUGGCGUUGACACCUUCGGCCUUGCAGCAGCCAUAAAAUAUGGGCCUAGAAAUUCGAGUCUGACCAAGCAUGCACCUUUCAUGCUGACCGAGCUCUGGAAGGAUAUUGCAGACCAUUACAAUCCAUACCUUGGGAACAUGGCUGGACCCGCUAUUGUCGGUCAGUUCUGGUGGGGAAUGUAUGGUUACGAGAAGGCGCCGGUACCCUGGAAAGGUAACGAUGACUUCAGGUACGACCUAGCGCAGGGUCCUUCACUCGCACUCCUCAUGGCCACGGUGAAGAACAUCAUUACUCCAGAAAUCGAAGAAAAGUUGUUCACGCCUCUAAAGACGGAGAGGAUGCUUCGGAAGACGAUUCACCAGGACCUCAAAACGGACGUAGUCCGCUACGCAGAUUCAUGGUUGAGCCACGAUAUGAUGAUCGGAGCCGAGACAUUGGCGGAAGAUUUCAACCGUGGCAAGCAGUUUACUCCCGCAAUCGUGCACUGGGCGUCGGAUCCUUCGCAUACCCCGUUCCCGUAUGGAGGAUGGUUUUCGCUGUACCCAACAGCAUCGACCAUAAAGUCUAAAGUUGAGGCGCGCAGCUUGACCGUAUCAUAUCCCAACACGACUCAAAAGGGUACAGACGUCUUCACAUACAUGAUCUCCGGUAUCCCCCCACCGUGGAACCUCGCUGGCAAUGUUGUGGAUGGAUUCUCCAAUUUGCCAUGUUUGAGCGUGAAUGUUUCCGCACCGGGCUUGGAGCAGCAACCAACGAACUAUUGGAACAACGUAAUCGCAAGCCACUACUAUUACAAUAUCACUUACGUUGUACCUGCGAACUAUUCGGGCGUGCCGACCAUGAGCUUUGAGCUGGAGUACACUUGCUGA
Parastagonospora nodorum SN15 is the source of this 1488-nucleotide messenger RNA. RefSeq lists its product as hypothetical. Bases 1 to 1488 code for a protein of 495 amino acids. The record is from RefSeq and is a predicted model, not a curated record. The transcript has 2 exons. NCBI's taxonomy places the organism in Eukaryota, Fungi, Ascomycota, Dothideomycetes, Pleosporales, Phaeosphaeriaceae.